UCAAGAAACCAUGGUAAUUAUAUACAGAGGUCAUACAAAAUGGCGGCUAUCAGUGUAUAUAAAACCAAUGCAACUAAACCAUUACAUUCAUGCUUUAUUAACUAGUUAACCAGUAUUUUGAAUUUAAUUAAAAUUUUAGUAUUGUACAUUAAUUAUUUUUUUCGUUUAUAGAAAUUUCUCCGGUUUGGGGGGACUUUAAUACUAAAUGACUCCAUUGGGAGUCUUCCUUUUGCUUAUCUCGUCGUGCUUGGUAGCAGCCGAGGAACAAGCUGAAGACUGCAGGAAUUGUAAGAAACUGUCGGAGGAGGCUUAUUUCAACAGAACUACGUGCAGUAUUCAAAAUUGUCAAAAGGAUGGUAAAAUCAAACUGAAUCACCAUACGUCCAAUGAAGAGUUGGAAGCGUUCCUUAAGAAAAUCGCAAAAGACUUUCCUGAAAUAGUCCACCUUGAAAAAUUGGGAAAAUCUGUCAAUGGCGUAGAGGUGUAUGAUAUCAUUAUCUCAGACAAUCCAAAAGUACACGAACCUUUGGAACCCGAGUUCAAAUAUGUGGGCAACAUGCAUGGAAAUGAGGUGGUUGGAAGAGAAAUUCUAAUCAACCUAAUUGAGUGGCUCGUAGAAAACUACGACAAGAAUGAUACAGCUACAAGAUUGGUCGACAACACCAGAAUUCACAUCAUUGUAACGAUGAAUCCUGAUGGAUAUGCCAAAGGGAACGAGAAAGACUGGCUGCUGGGAAGAGCCAAUGCUAACAAUGUGGAUCUGAACAGGGAUUUUCCUAAUUAUGACGAGGUUGCUUUUGAGCUGCUCGCCAUGGGAAUUUGCAAAACGAACAACUUAGACAAAGUGCACCCGCCAACAGAUAUGCAUCAUUUCCAACCGGAGACCCAAAUUAUUAUGAAACUGCUGAAAAAUCACCCCUUUGUUUUGAGUGCCAAUCUCCAUGGUGGAAGUUUUGUUGCCAAUUAUCCGUACGAUAUCGCGAAUAACAAGAAACGAUCUAAAACUCCAGAUAACGCGCUAUUCAAAGAGUUAGCAUCUGUAUAUUCCUUCUCGCAUGCAUUCAUGUCUAAAGACACUGAGGCGGUGUGUUCAGGUGAUAAGCCAUUCACAGAUGGAAUCACAAACGGCGCCGAUUGGUAUCCGGUUCCUGGAGGCAUGCAGGACUACAACUAUGACACCUCGAACUGCUACGAGAUAACCUUGGAACUGGGCUGCAAUAAAUAUCCGAAGAAAGAUGACAUGUGGAUGUAUUGGUACCAGAACAAAGACGCUUUGAUUAAUUACAUCAAUGCUGUUCAUAUGGGUAUAAAGGGAUUCAUCGUUGACCAAGAAGAAAAACCAAUGAAAGGAGUUCAGAUCACUGUUAAAGAUAUGAACACCGACGCUAAGCUACCUAUGGAGUGCCAUGCUGUAACUUCCACUGAGUUUGGCGAUUACUUCCGUCUGCUCCUCGACGGCGACUACCAAGUCAAGUUUGAACUGGAGUCAUACGAGACCGUUCAAAAAGAAGUCAGCGUCAAAGGCGAAGUGGUUGUUCUGGAUACGGUCGUGAUGUACAAAGAAAAACACCUUUAAAGUACUGGAACAAUCAUACCACCCAGCUUUAAUGACAAGCUGAAAAAAAUGAGCUAAUUUGUAUAAUUUGAUCUCAAUGUAAAUUUUAGUCAUAGAAAUUGUAAACUAAAUGACUAAGCUAAAAUUCAAUUUUGCAAUUCAA
This is a messenger RNA of Symsagittifera roscoffensis, 1718 nucleotides long. RefSeq names its product carboxypeptidase D-like. Gene Ontology annotation, molecular function: zinc ion binding; metallocarboxypeptidase activity. Gene Ontology annotation, biological process: peptide metabolic process; protein processing. Lineage: Eukaryota; Metazoa; Xenacoelomorpha; Acoela; Convolutidae. Bases 206 to 1576 code for a protein of 456 amino acids. The transcript has a single exon. The record is from RefSeq and is a predicted model, not a curated record.